Amoebophrya sp. A25 is the source of this 2032-nucleotide messenger RNA. The record is from the annotation of a GenBank genome assembly. Lineage: Eukaryota; Dinophyceae; Syndiniales; Amoebophryaceae.
CGAAACUGCAUAAUUAUGUUCCCCACGCCCUCUGCGGAAUAGAAAUCGAUUAUCAGCUUGAAUUAUGUAGUUGGGACCUAACUGCAAUCUCAUGAUUAAGUCGUCUGGUAGGACUCGUUCGGCAGAUUUUUAUACGAGCAUAGUGCUAAAAAUAGUGAGAAAGAUGAGCGAACAUCUUCUGCAGAGCGAGGACGACUCGGAUUUGGAUUUCGCUUUCGUUCGUGCCUAUUUCCUCGCGAACCUCCGAAAACUUCCGAAGGCCUACAGCUCUAUGGACACAAACCGAGUCACGUUGCUAUUCUUCUGCGUGGCGGCACUGGAUCUGCUUGGAUACCGUUUCGAUACGGAAGAACGCAGGGACAUUGAAGGGUUCGUCUUUUCUUCCGCAACAACGGUUACGGUCAGCUUUUAUCCAUCUUCCUCGGCAUCUCGAUACCCGGUUUCCUUGUAUUUCAUGGGAAAGGGGUCGAGAUGAGCGGACCGAGAUGAAUUCAAGAUGGCUCUAAAGCGGCACUGUUUCCCAAACAAAGGGUGAGUCGUGUUUCGUGCGACGGUUCUGCUGUUGCGGCAGUUGUAGCAGGCGAUAGCGGAGUGGGUCGUGUGGCCGAGAGAGCGCGCGAUGCGGAGAGAAAGGCAAGUAAGGACUUCACCGUCCGCGGCCACGAGGGUCUCACGACAGGAGGACUAAGCACUGCUUCGGCACUAUCGUCAUUGUCCUUGUCGACAACAAGGGAAAAAGAAGCUGAUGCCGCGAGUUUUUCCAUUGCCAACACCUUCGCCGGAUUGAUGAUUAUCAUAAUCUUAUCGCACCAGGAGAAAGAAAACGAUGCAUCUUUAGUAGAGGGACCACCUGGUCCUGAGCGGCUUGCAACUGUGUUGAGACGAAAAGUGGACUCACUGCCAGUAAGGCGGUUGUUGGAUAGGGCACAGCAGUCAGAGGGCAGCAUGGCUGGCGCCCCUUGUGGUGGCGAGGUGGACAUGCGCUUCGCAUACUGCGCUGCGGUACUUUACAGGCUACUUGAAUUAGACAAUAUACGAGAGGAUGAAGGAAAAGGAAGUGAAGAUACCUUAGCAGGCGUGUCACGAUCUAGAAGUCAUGAUGAACCAAUAAAAGACGAGGAGGAGUUUCGCUCUCGUCAAGAAGUUGGAACUUUCAAUUCCAGAAAGUUAGAAAAUGCCAUACUUGCAUGCUGGAAUGUUUUUGGCGGCGGUUUUGGGAUGCAUCCUCGCCUGGAGGCGCACGGCGGGGCGACUUUCUGUGCAAUAUCAGCACUGGUUCUACUUUCAGAAGGGGACGAUGACCAUGAUCGGGAAGAGGGCGAUUUUGAGCGAACGGAAACAAAAGACGAUAUUUCGAAAGAAGAGCAUGGGUUUCUUUCUGCAUACAGCUACAUUGAUCAGCAUUUUGCUACGCCAUUAUUGAAUCUCAACGACCUGUUUUGUGCAGAAGCAAGUCGUGACUGUCCCGAGGGUGAGCGCCAGUUAUCUCCAAGGAGUCGAAAAAGGCAGAAAAAGAGCCACCUGGAGUCGUUGAAAAAGCAAGUCGAGGGGUGGUGCCUUCAACGACAGCAGGCGAAUGGUGGGUUUCAAGGCCGCGUACAAAAAGCGACUGAUUGCUGUUACUCUUUUUGGGUUGGUGCGACGCUGACGCUUUCAGGGACUGGUAUUCCGGACGCAGAGGGAGGAAUUGAAUUCAUCAAGUCCUGUUUCUGUCACCGCAGUGGGGGUUUCAAAAAAUAUCCCUACCAUCCUGCACCGGACUUGUUGCAUUCAUGGGCGUCAAUCUGCGGACUCAGCCUUUGCGGGCAUCCCGCAGUCGGCAAGGUGGAUGCUAGAUUCGGAGUACGUGCGUUCUCUGAAGCGUUUGAGGCGUAGAUUCAUUUGAAACUAGUAAGCCUGAUCGAAUUAGGUUGUUGCUAUCCUCGUUUUGCUGUGUUGAAGUUGAUGGUAUGAAAAUAUGGGAUAGAGCUUGCUCUAUGUAUUGAGAUAAGAGCAUAGAGUUUCGAACCUACUUCUGCGAAAAAGAGGCGAU